Molecule: messenger RNA, 991 nt
Organism: Ceraceosorus guamensis
Lineage: Eukaryota; Fungi; Basidiomycota; Exobasidiomycetes; Ceraceosorales; Ceraceosoraceae
Exons: 1
Source: RefSeq, a predicted model, not a curated record
CGCAGGCUUUCCCAUCAAAGCGCCCCCGCCGCCGCAACGUCGCGCGUGCUUCAUCCUUCUUGUCGCUCCGAGCGGUCGCGGUCGCGGUCACGAGUCUCUUUGACUUUGUUCGCACGAUCCACCUUCCACUCAUCAUCCAUUGCGAACUUGCAAGAUAGCAAGAUUUGCCGUCGCAUCUACUCACACGCCUCAAACAUGUCCAGCCCAUCCGCGUCGAUGGGGCGCACAGAGGGCUACGCAGCACCCACCCACGAAGUCAUGUCGUUGGCCGAUGCCUGCCAGCGGCGGUCCGAAGAGGUGCGAAUCGAGUCGCCCUUGGAGCAGCAGCAGCAGCAGCAACGCAAAGAGGAAUACGAGGCAGAUGCGCGAAACACACGGUCAGAAAUCGUUCAGGCAAGCAGCGAGCCAGCAGAGAGCGCGUCGGCACCUGCUCCGACCAAAGUGUGCAAGCGAAAGCAGCGCCACCAUCAGCAUCAGCAUGGGCACGGGUCCAGCGAGGCGAGUGCGAGGCAUGCGCGCCAUCCUCGUUCGCAUUCCAAUCGCCCAGCAGCGCUUCAUCAGCCUCUGCACGAUGCGCCCAGUCGAGGUCCUUAUUCUCCUCUGCCCACGCACGAUCAGUCGCCUUACGAGACGGCGGCGGCGAGCGCGUACAUUGCGAGCGGACAUCAUCUCCACAAGCAUUCCUAUGCGCAUGCACGCUCCGAGUCGGCGGGCCAGGAAAAGCAUGCCAACGAACCCAGCAGCAGCAGCAGCAGCAAAAGACCGCUUUCGAGCGGCUCAUCGUACGGACGCAUCCAACGCGCUGCGGUCAAGGGACAGCAGGUGGACAGGUGGCUCUUUGUGCUGCUCCACGCUCUUCUCAUCCUCCUCUUCAUCGUCUUGUUGGCAGUGUGGGGAGCGGGAAGGGAUUCGGCAGGUUUCGAGUCGCGCCUCAACAGCGCCCAAGUCCCGAGCGCUCAAGCGGGCAUCACCUUGCUCGGAAAUUGCGGUG